Messenger RNA from Chaetomium fimeti, 1964 nucleotides. RefSeq lists its product as uncharacterized. The transcript has 2 exons. The record is from RefSeq and is a predicted model, not a curated record. NCBI's taxonomy places the organism in Eukaryota, Fungi, Ascomycota, Sordariomycetes, Sordariales, Chaetomiaceae. The coding region runs from base 221 to 1798 and encodes 525 amino acids.
CAUCGAAACACACUUCUUUUUCUGCAUGCGGAGGAGGUUGAUGAGAUCUCCCAUCAUAACUACCUAAAUCUCUAUUUGCCCCCCAACCGGCAUACCCACUUAAAAGAUAAACUGGAUCAUGAGCUACACUGGAUCAAGAGCCGGAAUGGAAUGAGAUAACAUCAAGGUUUUAGUCUAAAAAGUACAAACCACCACGCGCUCUUGUCAUCUCGGAAAAGUCAUGUCGCGAUGGUUUCGCCUCACAAGAGUGCGGUGUCUGGUUCGGCCCCGGCAAUUUCAAUCAAGAUUUCUGAGCUCUCAGUCACCGAUAGAACAUGUCCGGAUACCAUGUGCAUCUGCGGGUGAGAUUACCGUGAGCCUCCACAACAUCAACGACCACGACACCACCACCCCUUUAAUCAUUCUCAUCCCGCCAGUCUCUCAACCUCGCCCCGACUCUGUCGCGCCAGUCCCAGCAUGCUUCCAUGACUACCCAACCGCCGUCAUCAACUACCGGUGGCAGGACUAUGACGAAGAUAAACCGCGUGCGACCCCCCUUCACUGGCCCGUCCCUCUUCACGACAUCACCUUUGGCUACUCCUGGAUUAUGAACAAUCUCGGCUCGGGUACCAACCCUUCUACCAAGCCCCGUCCUGCCUAUAUCUACGGUUCUUACCUCGGCGCUAGCCUGGCCGCCGGCCUCGCCCUGACCGAGACCCACGUGCCCACCCGCUACCAGCCCAUGACCAUCCGCGGCCUAAUCGCCCACAACGGCAUCUACAACUGGACCAUGUUCCUACCCGACCACCCCAUCCACACGCCCAAGCUCAGAAAUAACCGUGGCGCUCUCCUCCCCAUCGCCACCAUCAACGACGAGCCCAUCGAAGAAGGAGGCAUCUUCACGGACCUCAAGCACCACGCGCCAGCCCUCUUCGGCACGCCCUCCAACCUCUUCGACCCGUUCGCGUCAGCCUGCCUCUUCUUCCACUCCCCGGACCUGCACGUCCCAGACGACUUCACGACACCGCUCAGCGCCCCCCACCCCCUCGGCGGUGCCUUUAACGCAGCCGUCAACACGCUCACCAACCGCUCACCAACCCCCUCCCGAUCCCCAACCCCCCCUCCCUCCUCCUCCUCCUCCUCCUCCACCACCACCACUCCCUCAAACACAGCCCAAUCCCCACCCCCAGAACAAACCGAACCCCCCAAAAAAGAAAAAGAAAAAGAAGAAGAAAAAGAAGAAUCCGCCGCCACCAUCCUCGCCCUUGCCACCCACCGCGCCAAGCAGCGCAAGCCGCCCCGCAAGGGCUACAGCUGGUUCCCGCCCAUCAACGGCACGCUGCGCCUGCCCUUCACCCUGCUCGUCUACUCGGCGCCGACGACGCCCACCCACACACACACAUACCACCCACACACCCAAAACAGCAGCAGCAAUGGUAACAGCAGCAACGGCAACGGUAACAACUUCGCCGUGCAGGCGAACCAGCUGGCGGGGCUGAUGAUGCGCUCGCUGGACAUGCACGAGUUUGGGCGGCGGCGCGGGGUGUGGGGCCCGGCGCCGUGGGAGCGGGAGUUCGAAGGGGAGAACGGAGAGGGGGAGGGGGUGGAUCGCGGGGGGGAGAGGUGGAAGGCGAUCGAGAGGCGGGUGCAGAGCUUUGAGGCGGCGGGUGUUGGGGCCGGGGUGGACGGGGAGGAGGAGGAGGGCGGGCUGGGGUUGGAUGGACAGGGGGAGGCAGUGGUGGGGGAGUGGUUGAGGGAGAGGAUUGAUGAGGAUUUGGGGGAGCAGGGGGGGAAGAGGAAUGGGGUGGAGGGGUUGUGAGUUUGGAUGUACACUAGUGUGAUGGUGGUGAGAGGGGGAAGGGGUGUGUAAGAUGUGAAAGACCCCGUCGUGGGUUGUUUGUUGUGAUACUUGUAGGUACCUCUAGCUAGAGUAAGACGCAUAAUUCGUCCCGUGUAGAAGGCACAAUAAGCAAGAAGAUGACGAG